This is a messenger RNA of Eriocheir sinensis (Chinese mitten crab), 1030 nucleotides long. RefSeq names its product pro-resilin-like. The coding region runs from base 448 to 888 and encodes 146 amino acids. The record is from RefSeq and is a predicted model, not a curated record. NCBI's taxonomy places the organism in Eukaryota, Metazoa, Arthropoda, Malacostraca, Decapoda, Varunidae. The transcript is spliced from 4 exons. Gene Ontology annotation, cellular component: extracellular matrix.
CAUGCAUCAUAGAAACGGCCGAGGAUUUUCAUAACCAGGACCAGGGACCAGGAUAACGAAGGAGAGUAGCAGGAGACACUGACCUGCUGAGACGCACGAUCUUUAGGACACGGCGAGCGAGCGAAGCGGUGUGUGUGAACAAUGUGUAUACACUCAGCACCCGCAGCAACCGGGCUGACCUGACCCCCACACGGCGCUACUGACCUUCCAAAACAAGUUCAAGAGGCACGAAUGCUACAUGACAAACAAAAGCUACAGCUGACGAUUGCACAAGAGCUGACAUAAUUGUGCCUCAGACAGGUGUCCCGCGAGGGUUCACAGACGCGUGAGACGCCAAAAUAAGGCAAGAAAGAUCAACGGUCGCCUCUUGCCGAGUGUGUGUAUAAAUACGUGUGUGUGCCUGGCGGAGGACACAACCACCGGCACUGCCACAGCCACUACAACACAAUGAACGCCAAGGUGCUGCUCCUCCUGGCCCUCGUCGCCGCCGCCGCCGCCGAUGGCUCUCGGUCUCGCGAGCGUUCCUACGGCCGAUACGACGAGUCCGAAGAGGCCAAGUACGACUUCAGCUACCAGGUGAAGGACGACUACGGCAACGACUUCGGCCACAAGGAGAGCCGCGACGGCGAGCAAACCGAAGGCGAGUACUACAACGAGCUGCCCGACGGCCGCAGGCAGACGGUGACCUACUACGUGGACGGCGAUUCCGGCUUCGUGGCCGACGUCAAGUACUCGGGCGAGGCUCGGUACGACUCCGGCUCCGGCUCCCGGGAGUACGGCGGCUACAGGAGGCAGCCCAGGGAGUCCAGGGAGUCCAGGGAGUACGGCGGCAACAGGAGGCAGUUCAGGGAGUCCAGGGAGUCCAGGGAGUUCAGAGGCUACAACUAAGUAGUUCAUAGAGCUUUAGAGCCACGUUGUUGUUGUUGUUAGCGCUGCGUCAGCGCGCCACGCUUUUCGUCUCCCGCAGACAAAUCGUCUCCUCGCCGUCUUCACACGCUCAUAUGAUUCACCGAAUAAAUGUGUAAAAGUA